CUCUGUUUUUUCUUCUGUUCUAAAAGGUUGAAGAUGUUCAUAUUAAUGCGAAAAUUUUGGAGGGAUUUGAUUUCUUACCAGUUUCUCUCUCCUUUGUUGUGAAUUUGGGCGAACCCAGAAUGGGAUCAAGAAAUGGAGGUGAAGUGAUGGGAAUUGCUCUGUUUUUGUUGUUGGUGAGUUGGGGAUGGAUUUUCCCGGAAACUGUGGGACAGAAAAUUUCAUCUUCUACCUCUCUGCUGCUACAGGAUGAUGAUGGGACAGAUUUGGUGCACAGAAAUGAUGGGUUUGAAGCAAUCAUGGAAGAAGAUGAUACUGUUAGAGAUGAUCCUUUGAACCAUUUCAACAAGUAUAGAGGUGGAUAUAAUAUCACCAACAAACACUAUUGGAGUUCAACAAUAUUCACAGGAGCUGCAGGGUAUGGGAUUGGAGUGGCAUGGCUUGUGUGUGGAAUGGUCUAUGGAGCAAUUUUGGCUGCAACUCAGAGCUGUGGGAAGGCAAGGGGAAAGGGAAAGGGAAGGAUAAAUUAUGGGCACAAAUUUUACCUAUGGACCAUUAUUUUGGCUGCUUUCUUCACCAUUUUAGCAAUCGUGGGCUGUGGAGUGGUGAUUGGAGGAAGCAGUAAAUUUGAUAGAGAGGCAAAGAACAUAGUGAAGAUUGUAAUAGAGACAGCCAAUGGAGCAUCAGACACCAUUCAAGACACAACCUCAGCCAUGAAAGACAUGAUUGCUAACUUAGAAGCUUCUACUUCUGAUAGUGGAAGUGAGCAAACUUCUGGAGCUUUGAUUUCUACUUCUCACCAACUUGAUGCUCAAGCUGCAACUAUUCAGUGGCAAGCCAAUAAGAACAGGCUCUUGAUCCAUAAAGGCCUCAACAUAAUGUACAUAGUGACCAUGGUUACAAUGUCCUUAAACUUGGGAGCUGUAAUUGCUGUGUCUGUAUUUGGGAUUCUCAGAUUACGAAGACCAUUUCACUUUUUCAUUGUCUUCUGCUGGCUUCUCACAGUUCUCUGUUGGAUCUCCUUUGGCUUGUACCUUUUCUUGAACAAUUUCUCGAGCGACACGUGCACAGCUCUCGAAAUGUUUCAAGAAAAUCCCAACAACAACAGCCUCAGUUCUAUUCUCCCAUGUGAGCAACUGCUAACUGCAAGAUCAGUUCUCACUGAUGUAAGUUCAGAGAUUUAUGAUCUUGUUAAUCAGGUCAACACACAAAUUUCAGUAUCAUAUCCAGACAUUGCUCUGGUCUGCAAUCCCUUCUCACAACCUCCAUAUUAUGAAUACCAACCUCAAAACUGCGCAGCGAAUACCAUUCGUAUCGGAGAUAUCCCCAAGGUGCUAAAGCUACUCACAUGUUCAAAUGAAAGCAAGGAAGGGUGUGAGAAUGGUCAAUUCAUGUCCAACUCCGAGUACAAAACAGUAGAGGCAUACACAAACUCAAUACAAGACUUCCUCAACGUGUAUCCAGGAAUGGAGAGCCUGGUGGAAUGCCAAACACUCAAAGAUGCCUUCGCCAAGAUCUUGGAACACCACUGCAAGCCUUUGGAGAAAUAUGCGUACAUGGUUUGGACAGGGCUGGUUUUUGUGUCGGUUGUUAUGAUGUGUUUGGUUUUGGUUUGGACAAUUAGAGCCAUUGCUGACCAAAAACUCCACCUUUCAGUUGGAUCGGUGCAGCCGGCCAGAUGUUCAACUCCAAACAUGUUGGAGAUGGCUAAUCAUUGACACUCCGUCAUGUCUCGUUGGUUAGGUUAGGAUAGAAUCAAUCGGUAAUCCCGAGAGUCCCGAGAA
Molecule: messenger RNA, 1781 nt
Organism: Cucurbita pepo subsp. pepo (vegetable marrow)
Lineage: Eukaryota; Viridiplantae; Streptophyta; Magnoliopsida; Cucurbitales; Cucurbitaceae
Cellular component (GO): membrane
Source: RefSeq, a predicted model, not a curated record